This is a messenger RNA of Diabrotica balteata, 619 nucleotides long. Lineage: Eukaryota; Metazoa; Arthropoda; Insecta; Coleoptera; Chrysomelidae. The record is from the annotation of a GenBank genome assembly.
CUGGAUGACAACAUUGACAUUUGUGGACAUGCUCUUUCUUAUCCUUCUUUCUAAUUUUUGACAGCUUCUAUAGAAGUUUAUCAAGAUGUUGAUGCCAAAAAAGAAUAGAGUAGCUAUCUACGAAUACCUCUUCAAAGAGGGAGUCAUGGUAGCCAAAAAAGAUUACCAUGCCCCAAAACACCCUGAACUAGAAACUAUCCCUAACCUUCAAGUAAUUAAGGCUUUACAAUCACUUAAAUCAAAAGGUUACGUAAAGGAACAAUUCGCCUGGAGGCAUUAUUAUUGGUAUUUGACUAACUCUGGCAUCGAAUACCUCCGCACAUUCUUACACUUGCCUGGAGAAAUUGUCCCAUCUACCUUGAAACGCCCAGCAAGGGCAGAAACCACCCGUCCUAGGCCAGCUGCUCUCAGAUCUGAGACAUCUAAACCUUCAGAAGACCGUGCAGGAUACAGAAGGACUCCUGGUGGCCCUGGAGCUGAUAAGAAGGCUGAUGUUGGUCCAGGAACAGGAGAUGUUGAGUUCAGGCAAGGAUUUGGACGUGGACGGGCACCACAAUAAAUUUAUUUAUAAGUUAAUUUUUAUAAAUUGAUCAGCCAAUAAAAAGUUUGGUUACAAUGU